Messenger RNA from Trichophyton benhamiae CBS 112371, 606 nucleotides. RefSeq lists its product as uncharacterized. Gene Ontology annotation, cellular component: proteasome core complex, alpha-subunit complex; proteasome core complex. Bases 1 to 606 code for a protein of 201 amino acids. The transcript is spliced from 2 exons. The record is from RefSeq and is a predicted model, not a curated record. NCBI's taxonomy places the organism in Eukaryota, Fungi, Ascomycota, Eurotiomycetes, Onygenales, Arthrodermataceae.
AUGGUCUACUCUGGAAUGGGCCCAGACUACCGCGUGCUCGUCGACAAGGCCCGCAAGACCUCCCACACAAACUACAAGCGCAUCUACAACGAAUAUCCCCCCACCAGAAUACUUGUACAAGACGUUGCUCGAGUUGUACAGGAAGCUACCCAGUCCGGUGGUGUCCGGCCGUACGGCGUGAGCUUGCUCAUUGCUGGCUGGGAUGACGGUAUCGAGCCAGAGACCGCAGAAGCCAAGGAGGGAGAGACGGAUGCUGAGAAGAAGAAGGCGUCCGGCAAGACAGGAGGCAUUUUGAAGGGAGGGCCAAGCUUGUACCAGGUCGACCCCAGUGGAAGCUAUUUCCCCUGGAAGGCCACGGCCAUUGGGAAGAGCUCCACAAGUGCAAAGACCUUCCUCGAGAAGAGAUAUACUGAAGGCCUAGAGUUGGAGGACGCCGUACACAUCGCUCUCCUGACCCUGAAGGAGACGAUCGAAGGUGAAAUGAACGGUGAUACCAUUGAGAUUGCACACCAUCUGCUCGGAUAUGAAGGCGUUGAGGGAGCCCGAGGCCCUCGGUUCAGAAAGCUCAGCAAGGAGGAGAUCGAAGACUACCUGACCAACCUAUGA